Messenger RNA from Seminavis robusta, 2163 nucleotides. The record is from the annotation of a GenBank genome assembly. NCBI's taxonomy places the organism in Eukaryota, Bacillariophyta, Bacillariophyceae, Naviculales, Naviculaceae.
AUGAGCACCAAACCAAAGGUCACUCCUCUUUCCAAGCUAGCAAAACAGCAGAUACAACUAGAUCUAGAGGCCCAUUCUUCGUUCAAGCCAGGUCAGAUUGUGGCUUUGCGCGAGGGUCUCUACGGGGGGAAGUACAAGCGAGCGGCGCAGAAUCGUAUCAACUAUUUGAUCGGACUCAAGAAGACAAAUCCAGUCAAAUAUUUCCAAGCUCUCGCUGCAGCUCAAGUUUUUUGUGCUACAGCAACCAACAUUGGGAACCAGGAGGACCUCCCUUCGGACGACGAGUCCACUCUUGCUACUGUGAAAGGAGACGGUUUGUUGUUGGCUAGUGACAGUGAGGACGACGAUCUUCUUGAACCUGUCGACCAAACCUACCGGACGCGCAGUGCCUCAAAGACCAAGGAAACUCCAAAGAAGAAGCCUGCAAAGACCAAGGAAACUCCAAAAAGCAAGGGAAAGAAAGCCGAGAAGCUGACCUCGCCUCCUUUCAGCUCAAUCAACAUCAACACCCCAUCCAAGAGUCGAACCACAGCACCCAAGGUUCUCUUCUCGCCACUAUCUUCUCCCAUUUCCACCAUGUCGACUGUCGCGACCCAUGAUGGUCCUCUCCAAUCGAAUCUCAUUCGCUUUGCUACGAUUGAAGAAGCAUCCGAGUUUGCAGACGAUGUGAUCAAUGUCGAGUUCGAUUUGCCCGAAGACAAUGCCCAUGGCCUCUUCAUUCAAAAGGUGGAUGAUGUGCGGGUGUCGCCAACUGAGCUGAUCACAAAGCUUAAGGUUUUGGUGCCAACCUUUAUCGAUCUACGUGAUUUCUCCAAUACAUCUUGUUUCAUUGUUUGUGGAGGUUCUGGUUUGAUGAUUACGUUGCCCACACUUCCCCAUUACAUUCUCCAUGAGCACGGUGACUUGCUUGGUCAAGAAAAGGUCAAGUGCCAGCGCACUAUUGACAAGACUGCCGAAAUGAUGACUUCCAUUAUUGGGGAUCGUACCCGUUCCCAGAAGAAGCUCUUGCUGCUCAUGCCGGAAGGGCUUGGCCUCUCUGCGGAUUUCACUGAAAAUAUCCGUCGAACCGAUGUCAAAGUGCAUGGCAAGCUACGUGAGAAGACUAGUGUCUACAACGUUGCUAAUCGAUCGAUCAAGCAACUUUUUUACAGUCUUUAUUGGCAGCUCCGAAUUGUCAACGAGAGCCGCCAGCUGAUGGCUCAAAUUGACGACGAUCAGAUGGGUAUCGAGUCGGCUUUUGAAGGUAUGAAUCUCUUAGCUGGAUCGGCAUCUAUGGAAAUUGAAACGACCAGUCGCCACCAGCAGCAGGCACCUCCUCGAUUGGCUGAUCAGCCAGCACAGGCACCUCCUCGAUUGGCUCAAGCUUCCCACUCAUUCUUUGCCACUACAACUAUGAGCUCGAACAACCAACAGACUCGACGACCAGCUGGUCCUGUUUCCCAUUCGUUUAUGUCAGCAGCACGCCCAUCAACAAUUUCAGCAAGCAGUUUUCCGACAGCACCAACUCAUCCAGUUCAAGAGCGGCCAAGCCCUCCUGUUGAUGUAAGCAGUUUUCCGACGGCACCAACUCAUCCAGUUCAACAUCCAAGCCCAGCACCGACUCAUCCAGUCCAACAGCCAAGCCCUGCUGCUGGUGUUGCAAGCAGUUUUCCGACGGCACCAACUCAUUCAGUCGAGCCAAUCCCUGCUUCUGUUCCAUCGGCACCAACUCAUCCAGUACAGCCAAGUGCUGGGCCAAAGAUGGCACCACUACCAAAACCGGUGCUGGACAAAUCUUCUCAAGUGGCCCAUCGAGGUGGUGGGCGUCUUGCCAAUGCCAGAGAAUUGCGAAACAAUCGAAUUGAUACAGCCAGUCGCCAUCGACAACAGAAACGAUUGCAGAAAAUUGCUCGUGUCCGUGCUGAAAAUUCAGCGAAGGAAAUGCGACAACAACUCAACAAUGCUCCCACCGAAUUGCAGCAGACGACAUCUCAGCAGACGGCCAUGGCCGAUGCGUCUGAUCAAAAAAUGGAUGCCGAUAUUGAGGAACUCGAACUGGAUAUUGAGAACGCACAAGCCGAGUACAACACGUUGCAGCAAGAGCUCCACAACAACAACCAAGAGGAAAACAUGGGUGGCUUAUUUGAAGAAGGCAAGAAGGGUGGUGAUGCAUUUGAUUAUUGA